AUGAAAUUGUCUAAACAAGUUUGGCUGCUGAAUUUUAUUUUGUUGCGAUUUAUAAUUGCUACAAACACUAAGCUUAACUGUCCUCCAGUUGACGAAUGUGGAAAGGUUACUAUACCUUACCCUUUUUCAACUAUAGAUGAUUGCUACCUAGACGAGUCUUACUACAUACAAUGUGACCCUAAAACACAAAUUCCCCAACUCAACAUAUCUAGCCUAAUUGUGUUACAAGAUGGACAAUUGAGUCAAAGCAGCGGUCAUCUAGAAGUUCUGGAGAUAAGUUUGGAUGGACGUCUAAUAGUGGCUAUACCGGCUGGGUAUGGUUGCUUUAACGAUCACGGAAUGUAUACUUCUUACUCAACAAUAUCGAUUGAAACGGUUAGGUUCCCCUUCUCAAGCACGCAAAACAAGUUAGUCGGAGUAGGUUGUGACAUUGAAGCGAAUAUAUGGCUAGCAAAAUCCUCUAUGCCUACAAGUUGUGGGACUAAUUGUGACCGUUUCAAUGAUAUUAAAAAUGGUACAUGCCAAGGCUCUGGGUGUUGCAUAACAUCCAUUCCUCAAGGCAUAACGAUGGCUUCAUUUGCGGUUAGUGUUAACCAAAACCAAUUAAAGGCAUCAGAUUAUAGCAAGUGUGGCCAUGCUUUCAUAGUGGAAAAUACCAAGUAUAAUUUUAGUGUUGGUGAUGUUAGUACUAUGAGAAAUGACAUAUCUUUCCCGGUGGUUCUUGAAUGGUUUGCCGGCAAUACUUCUUGUGAAGAAGCAAAAAUGGACGAUACAACUUACAUGUGCAGAGGGAACAGUGUAUGUGAAGAUGCAGAUAGGGAAAGCGGUCUUCCUGCGUAUCAUUGCCAAUGCUACGAUGGAUAUAGUGGAAACCCGUAUGUCAGUGAUGGAUGUCAAGAUAUAAAUGAGUGUGAAUCUUCAGAACUCAAUAAGUGCCCGCGAGAAUAUAAUUGUAUGAACACAAAUGGGAGUUAUGAUUGUGUUUGCCCAAAGGGACUCCAAGCUGAUGCAAAAAAUGCUGGAGUGUGUACAAAGAGUGCAAAUUUACCGGAUAAUGCAGGUAAAGCUAUGGCAGGAAUUUUUGGUAUUGCAGGAGCAAUUAUAGUCAUGGCUUUGACAUAUUGUGGAAUAAAGAAGAGGAAAAUAAUCAAGGGUAGAGAGAACUUCUUCAAACAAAAUGGUGGAAUCAUGUUACAAAAUCUAUUUGCUAGGAAAGAUCAAGUCGACAAUAAUGCGAUAUUAUUCAACUAUGAAGAAAUGAAGAAAGCUACCAACAACUUCACUGAAACCAACAUUAUUGGCGAAGGGGGUUAUGGUGUCGUUUACAAAGGAAUCUUAGCAAACAAGACCACCGUUGCCAUCAAGAAGUCUAAAUUAAUUGACCAAAGUCAAAUAAAUCAGUUCAUUAAUGAGGUGGUAAUUCUAUCACAAAUUAAUCAUCCGAAUAUUGUAAAACUCCUUGGAUGUUGCUUAGAGACACAAGUUCCCUUGCUUGUGUAUGAAUAUAUAACCAAUGAUACUUUAUGCCACCACAUACACAAGGGAGCAAGCAUGACCUUUGAAACACGGCUAAAGAUAGCUACGGAAACCGCUGAAGCUCUUUUUUAUAUGAACUCGAACACACAAAUAAUCCAUAGAGAUGUCAAGCCCUCAAACAUACUAUUGAAUGAUGACUUUUCUGCCAAAGUGUCUGAUUUUGGAAUUUCAAGAUUUGUCCCAUUUGGUCAAAGCCAUCUAUCAACAUAUGUAAAGGGAACUAUAGGUUAUGUGGAUCCUGAAUACUUUUAUACGGGCAAAUUGAACGAGAAGAGUGAUGUUUAUAGUUUUGGAGUUGUUCUUGUAGAGCUACUUACCGGAACAAAGAUUCAUUCUUUAGAGAUUUCGUUAAACGUAUAUAGGGGCGCAGCAGCAUAUCUUUCUUCGCUAUUGGAACGCAAUGCAUUUUUUAAAGUUCUUGAUAAACAAUUAAAGAGCGAGGAGUAUGCUGACGUGGUGAUAGGUGUUGCUAAACUAGCAAUUAACUGCCUUGAUCUUGAAGGGAGGAACAGGCCUACAAUGAAAGAAGUGAAAAUAGAAUUGGAGCAACUAAGAUGUGUUUUGUCAUCAACUAGGUAG
This is a messenger RNA of Erigeron canadensis, 2115 nucleotides long. Its product is annotated as wall-associated receptor kinase 2-like. Gene Ontology annotation, molecular function: ATP binding; calcium ion binding; protein serine/threonine kinase activity. The transcript has 2 exons. Gene Ontology annotation, biological process: protein phosphorylation; cell surface receptor signaling pathway. The record is from RefSeq and is a predicted model, not a curated record. The coding region runs from base 1 to 2115 and encodes 704 amino acids. NCBI's taxonomy places the organism in Eukaryota, Viridiplantae, Streptophyta, Magnoliopsida, Asterales, Asteraceae. Gene Ontology annotation, cellular component: plasma membrane.